Molecule: messenger RNA, 777 nt
Organism: Bacidia gigantensis
Lineage: Eukaryota; Fungi; Ascomycota; Lecanoromycetes; Lecanorales; Ramalinaceae
Exons: 2
Coding region: 1-777 (258 amino acids)
Source: RefSeq, a predicted model, not a curated record
AUGGAUACCUUACCAUCGGAGCUUCAGAUUCAAGAAACGGCCCGACCAAUGAUUGAUGGUUGUCUUGAAAUUGGGCAUUAUGCUCAGCUCGCCCCUUGGAAGGCACCAUACGUGAAGAUGAAAAAGCACAUGGGGCCGUAUCUUCUUGGUCGAUAUGUCAAUAGAUUCAUGAAGAGUAGUGGACAAGAGCGUCAUUUCAUUCUGAGAUCUACUGGACCAAAGGAGCCAUAUCGCUUACCCGUUGGGCUUCGAUUCAAAAUUCAGGACUUGACAAUAUUCAAUAUCGCACAUACAAGUAUGUGCAACGGUAUUUGUACGGUCUAUGAUUCGCUCGGGGAAAAGAUGGAAGGCGAAAAUGCAUCCUUUGUUUUUCCUUAUUUUGACACUGAAUCAGGUCUCCAAGGACCAGGGACUUUCGCUCAGGGCUACAACAUCGCGGAAGGAUUAGCUCGAGGGGAGGUAGCAGCGUUGUUCCUCUUCUUGAAAGCACUUUUCCCAACUAUGCUCAAAGUGCAAUAUCUCGCCGAUAGCCAAGAGAUGGAGAUGGUGUUGUUGAGCUACGCGGAGUCGGCAUUUGAACAGACUAAAAUGGAUACUCCUGACGAGCUGCUUGAGUGUGGUCUGGAGAAGCCAGGAAGUCUUCUUGAACAAUGUUGGAAGAUUCGGUCGGUUGUGAAUGACACUGCAGAUGCAAGGCGGGAUGCAAAUGGGGCUCAGCACUCGACGGGUGACCAUAGACGGGCCUUUAGGCUGAAUCAAACAUUAAGGAUGAAGUAG